AUGAGCACAUAGGACAUAAGCUGGUGUCAAAACAAGGAAAGGCUUUCAAGGAUCCUUCAGUCACUGCUGCAAGUGGACAAACUAUUUGGACACAUGAAGCGCUACAGUGUGCGAGAUCUUUGGAAGAACGUAACUGGAGGUCAGCCUCAGGAGGCCAGCUCUGGUGCCAGCCUGUCUGAAUCUAACGGCACUGAUGUCAGUAGCGUCACCCAAACCACCAGACAAAGCUCUGAUGAUUUUUCCAUGAAUGUGGUUUCGGGGAUGCCUGCCCAGCCACCCAGCGGCCCGGACAGCCAGGUGUCGGAUGGAGACAAAGCGGGAGCCACGCUGCUCUUCUCUGGUAUCUUCUUGAGUCUGGUAGGCAUGACGUUCACCGCCAUGGGCUGGAUCAACUAUGAGGUCAGUACCAGCUUUGAGUGGACUCAACUGCUCGGGCCAGUCCUGCUAUCUGUGGGUGGCACAUUCGUGCUCAUCAGCAUCUGCAAGUUUCGAAUGUUCUCCUGCCAAGCCUGCAAGGUGCCAAGCGACGAAGGAGUGCCUGAGAUAGACCUGCCACCUCUGGCAGGACCAUCUUUCGUCUUCUCCGGCAUCAAUCAACCAAUCACUUUCCACAGGGCCACGGUGGUGCAGUAUAUCCCACCACCAUAUACCUCGGUGGUACAGGACAGAAGCUUGACCCCUAUUAAUAGAUUUCAGUCCAGCCAACAGCCACUAGCUGUCACAGUGAGUGCACCACCACAGUAUUACAGUGUAUACCCAAUGGAUAACCCUGCUUUCUCGGAUGAUAAUGAAACACAGGAGCAAACGGCAUAUACGAGGGAAACCAGGAUACAGAAUCAAAGUGAGGAAGUGGAAGAAGAGAAAGCUGAAGCUUCAGAAAGCACCUCUCCACCGGCAUAUGAGGACCUUUUUCCCACCACAUUGUGUGACAGUUCUUCCAGAUAA
Colossoma macropomum (tambaqui) is the source of this 945-nucleotide messenger RNA. It is a transcript of the gene tmem174, whose product is annotated as transmembrane protein 174. Lineage: Eukaryota; Metazoa; Chordata; Actinopteri; Characiformes; Serrasalmidae. The record is from RefSeq and is a predicted model, not a curated record. Bases 94 to 945 code for a protein of 283 amino acids. The transcript is spliced from 2 exons.